UGCAAGUGCAGUAAAACUCUUGCAACAACAAAAAGUCCAUACCUCAACCUUUUUCUCUCUCUCGGCUGAUACUUCUACUAACUGAUGUGAACAUGUUUCCCUGGAUAAAGAAGGCAGUGGCAGCACUGGUAGGUUCGCUCUGGUCCCAGCCAUACGCCGUGUGUUCGAGCCUCCUCGUGGCCCGGCGGUCGGUGACGUCACAAGAGUGGUGGGUGACGCUGGAGUUGGCCAAGAGGACGUCAUUGGGCGUGCUGCGGCUGUGUCUCGUGGUGGUCAUUCUGGUGGUCAGGAUAUGGACGGCGCUGCUCCGGCGGCCGCUCAGAGUAGAUUCUGGGACAGAUGUGGGGGAGAAGCCGGUCCUGGAAACCCUGACCUUUGGCUCCAAGGAUGGGAGCGGUGAGGCAUCCCCCGGUGCGGAGACAGUGGCCAAUCUGCCGUGCCCGCAGUGCUCGUACGUCUCCGACAGCAAGGAAGACAUCCUAGCUCACCUGAUCCUCACACACAAGUUCCUCAUCGCCGACGUGAACUUUGUGGCCAACCUGUCAGAGUACCUGAGCUAUUGGAAGAAACGUCUGGAGGAGAAGCCUCUGUCCGAGUUCUGCUCCAAGAUUGUCACCAACUCGGGCACUAAGGACGAAGCGCCCAAAGAAGAGUUCUACCUGCUCUGUGAUGCGCUUCCUGAGGACAAAAAGAUCCGAGAGUCGCUGCAGAGAAAAAAACUGGAAGCUGUCUUGGCUCAGCAACAGAAGGAGCGAGAAGAAACCAAGUUUUGUCGGCAGUGCCUCUUCUGCAAGCAGACGUUUUGUGGAAACCGGGCGGUGUUGUUUGACCACCUACUGAGGGACCACAGCUUCCACAUGGGACAGGCCGACAACCUGGUGUUCACCAAUGAACUUUUUGAUCUGAUCCAGUUCAAGCUAGACAGCCAGUUGUGUCUGUUCUGCGAGAAGUCGUUCAAGGACAAAGCCAGCCUCCGAGAACACAUGAGGAAGAAACAACACCGCAAGAUCAACCCCAAGAACAAAGAGUACGACCAAUUCUACAUCAUCAACUAUAUGGAGAUGGGCAAGAACUGGGAGAGUCUGCAGUCGGAGGACAACCGGCCCGUCUCCAACCACGAGAAACCUGCCAACGAGGAAGAAGAGUGGUCUGGUUGGACAGAGGACUCAGAGCCACGUGUCGUCUGUCUGUUCUGUGACUUCUCCUGCCCCAACCAGUCAGACCUGCUGGCACACAUGAAGGAGAAGCAUGGGUUUGACCUACAGGACGUCAACCAAAAACUACAGCUCAACUUCUACCAGAAGGUGAAGCUCAUCAACUACAUCCGCAGACAGGUCAGUGCAGCGCUGAGCGGUGCUCGCCACGCCAUGUGUGCAAAUACUGCUGUCCCCAUGAUUCGUGGCACCUCUGUGUGGGAUCAGCCGCAAUAUUUCUUCCCGACCUACGAGGACGACACGCUCCUGUGCCAGCUGGACGAUGAUGACGAGGGAGCGGCCGGUGACGCGCUGGGUGUGACUGUCAUCGCCGAGGAGAUCCCAUUGGUCAGGGACUCCAUCCUGACCGAGAAACUGUGCCGGGAGCUGCAGAAAGCUUACCCAAUCGGGUGUAUUUUCCCCUCGCAGGCGGCCGGCUACCUCAAACCCCCUGUCGGAACCUCCGCAGCGACCAAGGCUUUCCUUAACGACACAGUAGCUGUCACCACACUGUCAUCUAUCAGUUGCCAGAUGUUUUCCGUGGACCAGAACAUUUUGUCAAUGGAUGUCUCAAGCACAUAA
Messenger RNA from Aplysia californica (California sea hare), 1775 nucleotides. RefSeq names its product zinc finger protein 277. The transcript is spliced from 17 exons. The record is from RefSeq and is a predicted model, not a curated record. Bases 93 to 1775 code for a protein of 560 amino acids. NCBI's taxonomy places the organism in Eukaryota, Metazoa, Mollusca, Gastropoda, Aplysiida, Aplysiidae.